Molecule: messenger RNA, 1357 nt
Organism: Aspergillus saccharolyticus JOP 1030-1
Lineage: Eukaryota; Fungi; Ascomycota; Eurotiomycetes; Eurotiales; Aspergillaceae
Exons: 3
Coding region: 248-1357 (369 amino acids)
Biological process (GO): tRNA wobble uridine modification
Cellular component (GO): elongator holoenzyme complex
Source: RefSeq, a predicted model, not a curated record
ACUUAGUUCAAAUGGUACAUCCAUAAUCCACGAUGUGAUAGUCGAACAACUACGUGAGUAACUAAGGUAUGCAUUGCUAUCAAUCAGUCUUGGCGCGGCAGUUCCUCCCACCAAUUGCAGACCCACAGGAAAUUCAAUUUUAUACAACGUCAUCUGCAGCUCUCAGCUUAGCACUGCUGCUUCAUAGUCGCUACCUAUACACCUACUUACCUCUCAUCGAGCGACCGCGUCGCGAACGCAUACCGUGAUGCCCACCCAACCGCCCCUCCCUCCCCUCCUCGCACCCUACGUAACGGCGCUGCCCACCUCUUCUCUCACCGUUCUGUCCACCGUCCUCGGCGCGCAAGGAAACUGGCUCACUCUACGAUACCUCUACGCAGCACUGAAUGCAUCGACGGCCUCCGACGCCACAUUUAGUCUCAGCGGCGACAACAACAACAACGACGGAAAGAAGCAAAAGGUGGUACUCGUGAGCUUCCUGCGGGGUUGGGAAUUUUGGCGCUCGGAGGCCAAGAGACUGGGCUUGGACCUUGCCCGUCUGACCGACAAGCGCCAAUUCGCUUUCAUCGACGGCUUAUCUGAACUCUUCUCCAGCCCACGAACGACGCCAACGACCGAGACCGCCCACCCGCCUCUUCCUUCUCAACCUGCACUACGCGGCGGCCCAAUUCCCCAGCGGACCGUGCUCCCUACCCGAUCUGCACCAGGUCCCAUCCCCGCGCGGGGACCGCAACCCACCACGCCACGACCUGUAGCCGCCGUCCCUCCGCCGUCUGCUCCGCCGGCCCCCCGGGAGGUCGGUGGACCAGUGACGCGACUGCACUGGUCCAGCAAGGGAGCGGCGGCUCUUGACAGCCUCGAGAAGGAUAUUGCGGCGGUGGUGGCACAGCUGAAGGCGGCAGCGACGGCAGAGGACGCUUCGGAGGUGCUGUUGUUACUCGAUCAACCGGACCUACUUCUAGCCGCGACAGGUCCCAGCAAGGAUGUUGGAGCCACGGAGAUGAGCGAGUGGGUGAUGGGUCUACAACAGUACGUCGACGCUACUGUCAUGACUCUUGCGGCAGACUUGCCCUUGAUACACAAUGCCUCGGCAGCUGGGCACCAGAUGGCAACGCCGCUGGAGACGGAACAUGCGGCCUUCGCGAUCGGCUCGGCCCACCGUGCGCACAUGGUCAUGCAGCUGCGCGAUCUGGAUACUGGCGCCGCGCGGGAUGUGAGCGGGGUGUUGCGGGUGAGUAAAGGAGGCGCGUGGGGACAGAGUGACAACGUGGAUACGAAUGGAGGUAGGGAAGAGAGGGAGGUCUUGUACUUCGUGCAAAGGGACGGUGGGGUUAGCGUCUUUGGGCGGGGGGAGUAG